AUGGCGGGUCUCAGUGACCGUCUAAGCGGCACAUGGCUGAUUGUCUGCAUCACGGUCGUCAACGCCGCAUCCAUGUCUUGGUUCGGCUAUGAUCAAGGUGUCUUCUCAGGUGUCUUGAUCUCUGCUGACUUCAAGAAAUGGUUCCCCGAGACGAAUAAAGCGAAUAUCUCGGGCAUCACAUCAAGUUGCUUCUCUCUCGGUGCUUUCUUUGGGGCAAUCACUGCCUUUACUUUCGGAGACAGGCUUGGCCGUAAGAAGACUAUCUUUAUUGGCCUUAUAUGCAAUGCUGUUGGUGCAAUUCUUCAAAUUGUUUCGUGGCAUUUGCCUCAGAUGAUUGUUGGUCGUAUCAUCAAUGGUUUUGGAAUGGGUUUGACAUCGUCAACUUGCCCUGUGUACCAAGCGGAGUGUUCUAAGCCCAGCAUUCGUGGCAAACUCGUCGUCGUGGGAUCUCUCUGCAACACUGCAGCAUUUUGCCUCGCCAACUGGAUGAACUACGGUUUAUACUUCCAGGGUGGUGCUUUGCAGUGGAGAUUUCCCCUUGGGUUCCAACUUAUCUUCCCGAUCGUUGUUGCUAUCACUCUCCUAUUCGUACCCGAGUCUCCGCGCUGGCUACUCCUCCAGGACCGCCACGACGAGGCUCUCAAGGUUAUUGCCAGGCUUACCAGCAAGAAUGCAACUAUACACGAUCAGGAGGUAACUGCUGAGUUCCUAUCAAUCCAGUCAGCUAUCACGCUAGAGCGGAAGGACAGGGUUCCUGUCAAGGAUGUGCUUAUGUGCCGUGACAAGACUCAGAACUUCCGUCGGCUUCUUCUCUCGUGCGGAACGCAGUUUAUGCAGCAAUUUUCUGGCGUCAACGCUCUAGGAUACUAUCUCCCUACAUUGCUACAGCAAAGUGUUGGUUUUGAUCAACAGAUGAGUCGUCUCCUGACAGCAGUCAACGGCACCAUCUACCUUGGUGCGGCGUUCUGUUGCUUGAUCGUCAUCGAUAUGGUGGGCCGACGCAAACUUAUGCUGUACGGUGCCACUACAAUGGGAAGUUGCUACUUAAUUGCUUCUAUGUGCCUGCACGCGGCCGAACAAGAUCCCUCAAGGAAGAAGAUUUUGGGCAACGUUACAACGGCUAUGUUCUUCCUAUACUACUUCUUUUACGGAACAAGCUUUGCCAAAGUUCCGUGGGUGUAUAACAGCGAGGUCAACUCGCUCGGAUGGCGUACCAGGGGUGCAGCCGCUGCAACCGCGACCAACUGGAUGGGUGGCUUCAUUGUCACACAAUUCACUAAAGUGGGUGUCAAUAACCUGCAUUGGGGUUUCUAUCUCAUCUUCGCUGUUAUUUGCUGGGCUUACUUCCCUGUCGUUUUCUGCUUGUAUCCUGAGACAUCGCGACGUACUCUGGAGGACAUGGACCAGAUUUUCAUCCAGAAUCCAUCGAUCUUCGUUUUCGGCAAGCCUGAUAUGACUCAGCGUGGUCGGCCGCAAAAUUUCAUUGAGGCAGAAGCACAGCGCAUCACUGAGGCAGAGAACACCAAGGUUGGACAGGAAGUGCUCGAGGGAAAGCUGCAAGGCUCGGAAGAGGACCAUGUUGAGCGGGUUUAA
Phaeoacremonium minimum UCRPA7 is the source of this 1593-nucleotide messenger RNA. Its product is annotated as putative glycerol proton symporter of the plasma subject to glucose-induced inactivation protein. Gene Ontology annotation, cellular component: membrane. The coding region runs from base 1 to 1593 and encodes 530 amino acids. The record is from RefSeq and is a predicted model, not a curated record. Gene Ontology annotation, biological process: transmembrane transport; carbohydrate transport. The transcript has 7 exons. NCBI's taxonomy places the organism in Eukaryota, Fungi, Ascomycota, Sordariomycetes, Togniniales, Togniniaceae. Gene Ontology annotation, molecular function: carbohydrate:proton symporter activity.